AUGGAUCCGAGUUACGAGAAGAAAGUUGCUGAAUUAAAGAAAAAGAUACAAAGUUUUCCUGAUUUCCCCAAGCCAGGAAUUUUAUUUUGGGACAUAUUUUCAGCGAUAUCCGAUGGCGAAACAUGCAAGCUACUUCAAAACUUAUUGGUGCAGUCUAUAAAGGCGAAAUUUCCACAAGUGGAAUCAAUAGUUGGGUUGGAGUCGCGAGGUUUUCUAUUCUCGUUUUCACUAGCGAAUGAACUUGGACUUGGGUGUCUUCCUGUUAGGAAGAAAGGGAAGCUGCCUGGGGAGGUCGUGUCAUAUAAAUAUGACUUAGAAUAUGGUUCGGAUGUCCUCGAAAUUCAAAAAGCUUCAGUCCGUCCAGGUCUGAAGUGUUUAAUAGUAGACGAUCUGAUAGCCACAGGCGGCUCCAUCACAGCCGCCAGCAAUCUCCUCAAGUCUUGCGGCGCUGACGUCAUUGGUUGUCUCGUCAUCAUAGAGCUGACGUCACUAAAAGGGAGGGAUAACAUUCCAAAGGGUCUACCCGUACAUUCCUUAGUGCAAUAUGAUUAG
Arctia plantaginis is the source of this 552-nucleotide messenger RNA. NCBI's taxonomy places the organism in Eukaryota, Metazoa, Arthropoda, Insecta, Lepidoptera, Erebidae. The record is from the annotation of a GenBank genome assembly.